Molecule: messenger RNA, 2537 nt
Organism: Aethalodelphis obliquidens (Pacific white-sided dolphin)
Lineage: Eukaryota; Metazoa; Chordata; Mammalia; Artiodactyla; Delphinidae
Gene: DNAJB4
Product: DnaJ heat shock protein family (Hsp40) member B4
Exons: 3
Coding region: 506-1519 (337 amino acids)
Biological process (GO): negative regulation of transcription by RNA polymerase II
Cellular component (GO): cytosol
Molecular function (GO): protein-folding chaperone binding
Source: RefSeq, a predicted model, not a curated record
AUGAUUUUUUUGUUGCUUUCUUACCUAGAAUGGAGUAAAUAAAUGUGUAGUUAGGACAUUCUGUGCUGAAAUAUUGGUUUCUUAAUCCACUUGGCCUCUUAAAAAGGACAUAAAAAUGGUAGAGCCAGAAGGAAAAUGAAUAGUUAAUCGUGGAGGAGGAGAAAACCCAGCUCAAUACUUUGACUAGAGGCAGCUGGGGAAGUGACGUCCUGUAGCAUUUGCUGUUCUAGAAAGUACAGAGACACGUAGUGAAAAUGGGAGGAUCUAGAAGGAGGCCGUCUCCUGUGUAGUGUAUAUUUAUCUGUAAGUGAGCUGGUGGGGAAGGAAUUAAAUACAGAGACACUGUCUGCGUGCUGCCUUAAGACAGCAAAGCUGAAUUGCUGAUUUGCUUUAACUUUUAAAAUACCCAGCUUGGUUUAUUUUUCUUAGAAUCAUUGUAUUGCUAAGACUGGGGACGCUGUUUUCUUUCACAAAGGGAAUCUAAGUUCAUUUCAAGGCAUUCGAAAUGGGGAAAGACUAUUAUUGCAUUUUGGGAAUUGAAAAAGGAGCUUCAGAUGAAGAUAUUAAAAAGGCUUACCGAAAACAAGCCCUCAGAUUUCAUCCGGACAAGAACAAAUCUCCUCAGGCAGAGGAAAAAUUUAAAGAGGUCGCAGAAGCUUAUGAAGUAUUGAGUGAUCCUAAAAAGAGAGAAAUAUAUGAUCAGUUUGGGGAGGAAGGGUUGAAAGGAGGGGCAGGAGGUACUGAUGGACAAGGAGGUACCUUCCGGUACACCUUUCAUGGCGAUCCUCAUGCCACAUUUGCAGCAUUUUUCGGAGGUUCCAACCCCUUUGAAAUUUUCUUUGGAAGACGGAUGGGUGGUGGUAGAGAUUCUGAUGAAAUGGAAGUAGAUGGAGAUCCUUUUAGCGCCUUUGGAUUCAGCAUGAAUGGAUAUCCAAGAGACAGGAAUUCUGUGGGACCAUCCCGCCUCAAACAAGAUCCUCCAGUUAUUCAUGAACUUAGAGUAUCACUUGAAGAAAUAUAUAGUGGUUGUACCAAACGGAUGAAAAUUUCUCGAAAAAGGUUAAACCCUGAUGGAAGGAGUUAUCGAACUGAGGACAAAAUUCUUACCAUCGAGAUAAAAAAAGGGUGGAAAGAAGGUACCAAAAUUACUUUUCCAAGGGAAGGAGAUGAAACACCAACUAGUAUUCCAGCAGACAUUGUUUUUGUCAUUAAAGAUAAAGAUCACCCCAAAUUCAAAAGGGAUGGAUCAAAUAUAAUUUAUACUGCUAGAAUUAGUUUACGAGAGGCAUUGUGUGGCUGCUCAUUUAAUGUGCCAACAAUGGAUGGAAGAACCAUACCUAUGACAAUAAAUGAUAUUGUGAAACCUGGAAUGAGGCGAAGAAUUAUCGGAUAUGGGCUACCGUUUCCAAAAAAUCCUGAGCAACGUGGUGACCUUCUAAUAGAAUUUGAGGUGUCCUUCCCAGAUACUAUAUCCUCAUCAUCCAAAGAAGUACUUAGGAAACAUCUUCCUGCCUCAUAGAAUGAAAAACUUUGUUACCCAUAUUUUGAUAAGGCACUGAAAAUAUAAAAGAACUGGCCAUUUACUGAUGUAGAUGUGAAUUCUGUAUAAAGACAUGUAAAUUAUUUCGAGGGUUCAUUAAAUUGCAUGAAUAGACGGGUCAAAUAAAAAGGCAAAAGGGAUUUUUACAGUUAGAGAAGAAGAGAAAACCAUUCACUGUAUUUUAUUUCAUUUCUCCCAAAUCAGAAAAUUUUAGUAUUUUGCUUACAUAUAAAACUUGUUUCUGUGGAGUUAGUAGAUAUAUUUCUAAUAAAGUACUAGGAUAUCCAAGUACUUUAUUUCUUAUAUCUUUACAUUAUCAGUAUGAUAGGUUCUCAUUUAUGAUGGAAAUUUAAAUUCUUAACAAAACUAUACAUGUGAUAGGUAUUUCUAGAAAGUAAAAACCCAAGUCACUUGGAAAUCUAGUUAACUAGAUUAAAGUCACCAUAUGAAAUGCUGCUAUAGGGCUGGUACCCAUAAAAGAAUAUCCUAAUACAUAUGUUUCACCAUUUUGAUUUUUAAAGUAUGUUGUAGCAUUUCUUAAUAACAUAGUUGUAAUGUUCUUAAGGCAGACAUUUUCUUCAUAAAAAGGAUAUUAAUGGCAAUUUAUCUCCUGUGGAAAUCCCAAUUGGCCUGAAUUACUGAUAUUUUAGAAAUAGGUUGUUUUUAAAAUGCCAUAUAUAAUUUUAUGCAAGUUGACUAUAUAUCUUGGACUUAAUAAAUUAUAGGUACAUUUUAUUGUCCACUAGUUAAAAAUAAUGUUUGAUAAUAAAUGUGUUUUUAGAGGAAAUAUUGCUACUUGGAAUUAAUUUUCCAAUUACACAGCCUUCUAUAACUUACUCAUAAUAUGCUAUAUGUACCAUAUGCAAUUUCCCUAAAAAGAAUAAACUACCACUAUGGUGUUAAACCAAAAUAUGGGGAAAAUAAACACUAACUGCUGCUUAUGAAUGAUGUUGCUACUACUUGUUAUGCAUAUAAAUAUUUUACUUUUUCAUAUGUA